Lactuca saligna is the source of this 408-nucleotide messenger RNA. The record is from the annotation of a GenBank genome assembly. NCBI's taxonomy places the organism in Eukaryota, Viridiplantae, Streptophyta, Magnoliopsida, Asterales, Asteraceae.
AUGGAUAAACCUAAAGUCGAUCUCCCGAGUUUCUCUUCGAUCGAACGUAAUGCAUCAAUUUCUGAAAUGAGUGUUGCUGCAAGAUUAGCAGAAGAAAUGGGAGUCAAACUUGGGGAAGAAGUUGGUUAUACUAUUCGAUUUGAAGAUGUCACAAAUUCAGAGUUAACAAGGAUCAAAUUUCUAACAGAUGGAGUAUUACUAAGAGAAAUGAUGGAUGAUCCUCUUUUAAGCAAAUAUAGUGUGAUUAUGGUUGAUGAAGCUCAUGAGAGAUCCUUUUCAACAGAUAUAUUAUUAGGUCUCCUGAAAAAGAUACAACGCAGAAGGCCUGAGUUGCGCCUGAUUAUUGCAUUAGCCACAAUUGAAGCAAAAUCAAUGACUGGGUUUUUUCAUAACAAGUUUUCCUAUUAA